Messenger RNA from Stereum hirsutum FP-91666 SS1, 1658 nucleotides. RefSeq lists its product as uncharacterized. Bases 83 to 1471 code for a protein of 462 amino acids. The transcript has 5 exons. Lineage: Eukaryota; Fungi; Basidiomycota; Agaricomycetes; Russulales; Stereaceae. The record is from RefSeq and is a predicted model, not a curated record.
GUCGCUCUUUCUGGGUACAAGUCCGGCACAGCUUCCUGUCGGUUUGCCGCCAACCUCGAAUGUGGCGCCACAGGUCCCUCUGAUGCAAAAUCACCUUCUUGGGAACUUCGCCGCUUCGAUGAAUCCUGCCAUGCUUUUUGCAAUGCAGCAGCAACUAGCAAACCCGUCUUUCUCUGUCUCCAAUGAUGCCGCGCACAGUAGUCCUAGUGAUUUGGCUGCACUUGGGCCCAAGCCAGUUGGUGACUGUCCGAAUGAUGAGGACCUCAUCGUCAAUGCACUCUUUGUUGGCCGUCAAAAUGGCUUGAAUCACGCUCAGGCUUUGACUGAACUGCAUACAACAAAUGGCCAUACAGCGUACCAGUGGAUGGAAUAUUACCUCGACCACCGGAGCGCUAUCAUUGCUAAAGUAGAGAAACUCAGCGAGUCCCCUCCGCCGAAGACGUCAGCACCACCACCUGUGAAAACCGCCAAGAAACCCGUUUUCGCUGAUCCAUCACCCACGUCCUUACCUUUUGGCCCUACACUUGCUCGCCGUUCAGGACCAUUAAAGCGCAAGAGGAAGGAAUCCGUAUCAUCCGAUUCUUCCCGUUCAUCCUCUCCAGCAGAAUCAACAUCGACCUACAACCCAUCGAUCUCCGGGUCAGACAGGUCUCGAACCAAAACAAAGAUUCGUAACCGGGCCUCAUCGUCAUCUCUUGCUCCAUCAACAGCUGGAGGUCCUCUCAGGAAGAAACACAAGGCGAAACGUACACCUGUCCGCGGCCGUAUUCCCAACGCUCCAACCGAGGAGCCUACACCCCCUGAAGUCGAACGCGCCGCCAAGAAUCGAUUUACGCAGGAAGACGUCGACUUCAUGAUCCGCUUCUUUGCGUAUCAUCUCAACGAAGAUUCGACCUUGACCCGACCGCUCGUGUGCGAGAGAUUAGCCGAAAAGUCUCCAAACCACGGCAAGGCUUCCUGGAUCAAUUACUCUUCUGAGUUCCCCAUCCUCGACAAGAUGCUCAAACGGGCAGCUGGCCACAACAUCCCCGAUAGCGAAUUUGACAUUGAGCUCUACACCGGCGACGCAAAUGAUGAGCAAUCCGAUGGUGAAGAGUCCAGCUACUUAAGCAGCGACUUCGAGCACCGGAUCCCAUGGCGAAUGGGCAACGAAGGGCCCGGACUGGAUUCGACGGAUGAGGAGAAGGAGGAAUCGGCGAACGCAGCGCCGGCUGGCAGAGGCAAGGGGAAAAUGUUCACGUUGACCGAGUUUAGGCGGAUGGCGAAGUUUAUGGCAACAUAUAGCUCGGCAGAGUGGAACUCGAUGCAUAGGACGGAUCGGUGGGUGCCAUUGCUUGGCAAGAUGCCCGGGCGCACCGCCUCGUCUCUCAUGAGCAAAUACGGUAGUGAGGACAAACGUCUUCUACAACUCGCCAAGAAGUAUCGCCGACGACUACGUCAACGCGCGCGCGAAGCUGCUGGCCAGGCUUGAAUUCGUCCAUAAGCCUCGACGAUGCACCAGUCUAAUGAAGAAUGGCGUUGAGAAUUGGCAGAAUCCCUUUUCUUUAUCUCUACUACUAAUUAAUUUAACUGUAGUUAGUUGAGCUGGGGCGCAUCACGGAGUUCGCGACAGAUUCUUCAGUCCAGGUAGCUCUCUCAUUCAUUCGGUGAAAUAUGCA